Pongo pygmaeus (Bornean orangutan) is the source of this 1116-nucleotide messenger RNA. RefSeq lists its product as uncharacterized. The record is from RefSeq and is a predicted model, not a curated record. The transcript is spliced from 3 exons. Bases 675 to 914 code for a protein of 79 amino acids. NCBI's taxonomy places the organism in Eukaryota, Metazoa, Chordata, Mammalia, Primates, Hominidae.
GAUUCCGAGGGGCCUCUGACCCGUGUUGGAGCAGCUACUGCGCCCUUGUGGGUCGAGGAACAUUGCUUUGUAAGUAAGCUCCCAGCCUGGCAGUGGCUUGACCACGAAUUUGUGCGGCUGCCUUCUCCCCGGUUGCCCCAGGCCGGCUCCUCUGGAGGUGCCUUAUUCAGAUCUUUGCAAACGGGGCCGCCUUUGAGAGGCCUUCCGGGCAUCUACCUAAGUCACAGCAGCACCGCAAUCACCCCACCUUCCCACCCAGCACCCGGGAAGUGGCGGGAUUCGAUCACUUUUGUGAUCUAAAAAGGAUCUGAAAUCCCAUCACUUUGGAGGCAGAGGCGGGCAGAUCACCUGCGGUCAGGAGUUCAAGACCAACCUGGCCAACAUGGUGAACCCGUCUCUACUAAAAAUACAAAAACUAGCCGGGCAUGGUGGGCGCGCCUGUAAUCCCAGCUACUCAGGAGGCUGAGGCAGGGGAAUUGCUUGAAUCCGGGAGGCAGAGGUUGCAGUGAGCCAAGAUCGCACUGCAGCCUGGGCAAGACUCCGUCUCAAAAAAAAGAAAAAAAGAAAGAAAAGAAAAGAAGAAGCAGAGAUUCAAACAGGCUUGAGUGACAACUUGAGGACAAGGACACUUUGCCAAGAUUUUACGCAGCAGCUGGCAGGGCCAGAGAGGCAGCAUGGUGUGGCAGGAGAAUGAGGAACUGCGCAAGCAAUUGGUUGAAGCCUCAGAGUUAUUGAAAUCCCAGGCCAAAGAACUCAAAGAUGCCCAUCAGCAGCAAAAGCUGGCCCUGCAGGACUUCUUGGAGCUCAGUGAGCUGGUAGCAGAGCUCUGCUCCCAGAAGCAGAAGGUGUGGGACAAGGAGGGGGAGACGGAGGUGGCCAUGCAGAAAGUCAACACGAUGUGGCAGGAGAUCUGAAGAUCCAAGAAGCUCAGAAAGAGGAAGCUGUUUAGAUGGUUCAGCGAUGGUAUUGAUUGGACUUUUUAAAAAUUUUUAUUAUGAUACUUUAAGUUUUGGGGUACAUUGUAUGACCUUAAUACAACAUCUUUGAAAACUUGAGCUGCAUUAUGUAAAUUACUUUAAAAUGGAUCUUAAGUUUUUGUGAAACCAAGUAAGUUGA